AAAAAAACCAGAAAAAAAGUGACCGAUCACCACGACCCACGCGUCUAUAUUUAUACGUAUCAUCCUCCUCACAGAUCAUCAUAAGCCUAGUAAAUUCAUUCCUCCAUUUUCGCUUCUUCCCUGUUCUCUGCAUUUCCUGUCCGAAAUUCGAGAUUAAUCGUCAAACAUUCUACAUAUAAAAUUUGAUUUUUGAGAAGCAAGAGGAGUGUUAUGGGAGACGAAACCAAUUCUCAAAUUAAAGUGGUCUCUGGCCCUGCUGGUUAUGUCCUCGAAGAUGUUCCUCACUUGAAUGAUUACAUUCCCGAUCUCCCUACUUAUCCCAAUCCACUGCGAUCCAAUCCUGCAUAUUCAGUUGUGAAGCAGUAUUUUGUUCAUGUGGAUGAUAGUGUACCCCAAAAGAUUGUUGUUCACAAGGAGAGUCCAAGAGGAAUACAUUUUCGGCGUGCUGGACCUCGGCAAAAGGUGUAUUUUGAUGCAGAUGAGGUGCAUGCUUGUAUUGUCACAUGUGGUGGUUUAUGCCCUGGGCUGAACACUGUGAUCAGGGAACUUGUAUGCAGCCUCUAUCACAUGUAUGGCGCCACCAAAGUCCUUGGGAUAGAUGGAGGAUAUAGGGGUUUCUAUUCACGAAACAGUAUUACUUUAACCCCGAAGGUUGUAAAUGACAUUCAUAAACGUGGUGGUACAAUUAUUGGAACGUCACGAGGAGGGCAUGAUACCUCAAAGAUAGUUGAUAGCAUUCAAGACCGUGGGAUUAACCAGGUUUAUAUAAUUGGAGGGGAUGGAACUCUAAAAGGAGCUGCUGCAAUCUUUCAGGAAGUUAGACGACGUGGUCUUAAAGUUGCAGUUGUGGGAAUCCCCAAAACAAUUGAUAAUGACAUUCCGGUCAUUGACAGGUCAUUUGGCUUUGAUACUGCUGUUGAGGAAGCUCAGCGAGCCAUCAAUGCUGCGCAUGUUGAAGCUGAAAGUACUGAGAAUGGUGUUGGUGUAGUGAAGCUAAUGGGCCGCGACAGUGGCUUCAUUGCAAUGUAUGCUACACUUGCCAGCCGAGAUGUGGACUGUUGUUUGAUUCCAGAAUCACCCUUCUUUCUGGAAGGAAAGGGUGGACUUUUUGAAUACGUGGAAAAAACGCUCAAAGAAAAUGGGCACAUGGUUAUUGUGAUAGCUGAAGGAGCCGGACAGGAGUUCCUUUCAGGGAGCUUGCAGCCUGGGGAAGAGAGAGAUCCUUCUGGGAACAGGCAACUCCAAGAUGUUGGGUUGUGGAUUUCUAAUAGGAUCAAGGAACAUUUUGCAAAACGAAAUAAGAUGGUUCUUACUCUUAAAUAUAUAGAUCCUACAUACAUGAUCCGGGCUAUUCCAAGCAAUGCAGCUGACAAUGUGUAUUGUACACUCCUUGCUCAAAGUGCUGUUCAUGGAGCUAUGGCUGGGUACACAGGCUACACAAGUGGGCUUGUUAAUGGCAGACAAACUUAUAUUCCUUUCAAUCGUAUCACUGAGAGACAAAACAAGGUUGUGAUAACCGACAGGAUGUGGGCAAGGCUCCUAUCUUCAACCAAUCAACCGAGCUUCUUGGGUCCCAAAGAGAUGGCUGAAGCCAUAAAAGAGGAAGAGCCUCCAACCAGCUUGUUGGAUGGGGAGAAUUGUCAAGAUGCCCAUUCAGGAACAAUGUUCAAGUCUACAGCUCUGUUAGGAUGCCUCGACUGCAUGAAGUGAACUUUGUUAUUGGAAGUUUAUAUGUAUUAAAUUUUGUAUCUUGUUGAACAAAAUCUGAUGUUCAAGAUUCUUCAUAUGGUGGCCAUAGAAAUAUGAUAUGGAAGUGUUUUUUGGUGUUUGAAGACACUUUGGAAUUGUUUCUAGCAAA
This is a messenger RNA of Camellia sinensis, 1858 nucleotides long. Its product is annotated as ATP-dependent 6-phosphofructokinase 6. Gene Ontology annotation, molecular function: 6-phosphofructokinase activity; ATP binding. Gene Ontology annotation, biological process: glycolytic process; fructose 6-phosphate metabolic process. The record is from RefSeq and is a predicted model, not a curated record. Lineage: Eukaryota; Viridiplantae; Streptophyta; Magnoliopsida; Ericales; Theaceae.